CAGGUGAUUAUAGUGGCUCGCAGUAGUGACACACACAUACACAGUAUGUGUUAUUCACUAAUUAUCAUUGUGCUACCGACAUACAGUUGAUUCAUUUAUUUAUCGCUCGUGCAGGAAUGUCGGAACAGAUCACGAGAGAAGAUGCGUUGACACGGGAGGGCUACAGACAUGCGUGUCACAUCAUGCUGCACGGAGACUCUAGUGCCAAACUCUUCGGGAAAAUCCCAAUCAAACACAUAGUACUGAUGCAGAUGCGUUUUGAUGGCUUGCUGGGUUUCCCAGGGGGAUUGGUGAACCCUUCUAAGGAGACGCUGGAGGCGGGGCUUAGCAGAGAACUACACGAAGAGGUGGGCGUGGCUGUGCCUGUGGGCGUGGACAAUCACGUGUCCACUUCCCUUUCUCCAUCCUGCCCUCAGCUCAUCACUCACUUCUACAUCAAAAAGAUGACAGAGGCAGAGCUGAAAGAGAUAGAGAGAGCAGCUGUAGCUGCAGCCACAGACCAUGGUUUAGAGGUAUUAGGUAUGGUCAGAGUGCCGCUCUACUUCCUGAAGAAUGGAGGUGGUCUCCCCUAUUUCCUGUCCCACUCGUUCAUCAGUAACUCUCGGGCCCAGCUGCUCUCUGCCCUGCAGCGCUGCGGGCUGCUGUCCCAGGGGGAGCUGGAGAAGGCUGUGAGACAGGCUGAGCAGAUGAGACGCACACACAGUGGUGAUCCACACUGACAUCAGUUUACACAGCGGUGCCUUUUCACCCCUGGGCUACCGCUACAUCAGUAGCCCAACCCCCCGUUGCCAGCAGAAACUCCCUCUUGUCCUCACCCUUCUCUACCCUCAGUUUCUGAUUCAGCAAUGUACAGCAUGUACUCUCUGUAGAUAUCCUGUGUCUCAGAGGAUCAGACCUGUUUAACAUGGGCCUUAACUGUUUAUCAUAAAUUUACUAACAAUUCCUGACCCUAAAUUCACCUAAU
Molecule: messenger RNA, 964 nt
Organism: Carassius auratus (goldfish)
Lineage: Eukaryota; Metazoa; Chordata; Actinopteri; Cypriniformes; Cyprinidae
Product: U8 snoRNA-decapping enzyme-like
Exons: 4
Coding region: 117-719 (200 amino acids)
Biological process (GO): sno(s)RNA catabolic process; mRNA catabolic process
Cellular component (GO): nucleus
Molecular function (GO): phosphodiesterase decapping endonuclease activity; snoRNA binding
Source: RefSeq, a predicted model, not a curated record